Monoraphidium neglectum is the source of this 732-nucleotide messenger RNA. Its product is annotated as putative transporter. The transcript has 4 exons. Gene Ontology annotation, molecular function: antiporter activity; xenobiotic transmembrane transporter activity. Bases 1 to 732 code for a protein of 243 amino acids. Lineage: Eukaryota; Viridiplantae; Chlorophyta; Chlorophyceae; Sphaeropleales; Selenastraceae. The record is from RefSeq and is a predicted model, not a curated record. Gene Ontology annotation, cellular component: plasma membrane. Gene Ontology annotation, biological process: transmembrane transport.
AUGAUCUGCUCCCUGGGCAGCGCCACCUCAACGCGUGUCGCAAACAGCCUGGGGGCCGGCAACGCGGAGGGUGCACGCCUGGUGUUCCGCGUGUCGGCGCUGCUAACGCUCUGCAUCGGCGGCGCGGCGGCCUGCCUCACCUACCUGCUGCGGCGGCCCCUGGUGUCCCUCUUUACGGAGGAGCCCGCAGUGGUGGCGCUGGCCGCGCGGGCGCUGCCCUUCAUGGCCCUCUCGCUGCUGGGCGACAGCUGUGUCGCAGUGCUGGGGAACGUGCUGCGGGCUGCGGGGCGCCAGGGCUACGGCGCCACCCUCAACAUCCUGGGCUACUGGUGCCUGGGGCUGCCGCUGUCCAUGUUCCUGGGCUUCAGGCUGGAUCUGGGCAUCAUUGGCUUCUGGAUUGGGCUGUCCACAGCGGCGGCCUUCCAGGCGGUGGUGUUUGCCACUGUCAUAUCGCGCUUUGACUGGCGGCACGAGGUCCAGCGCUCGGAAGACCUGCUGGCAGCGAACCUCGCCGCAGGGGGCGGCGGCAAUGCAGAGGCGACGCCGCUGCUGCCUGAUGACGGCGGCAGCGGCAGCGGCAGCAGCGGUGACGAUGGCGGUGCCGCAAAGGCGAGCGGCGGCGGCCUUGUGAUCUCUCCAGAUGACGAGGAGACGGGGGCGGGGGCGGCUGCUGCAGCAGGAGUGCAGUCCACGCUGGAUGGUGACCUGCGCAGUCCAUUCCUGCCGCAGUGA